Molecule: messenger RNA, 1830 nt
Organism: Platichthys flesus (European flounder)
Lineage: Eukaryota; Metazoa; Chordata; Actinopteri; Pleuronectiformes; Pleuronectidae
Product: 14-3-3 protein zeta-like
Exons: 6
Coding region: 173-892 (239 amino acids)
Biological process (GO): signal transduction
Cellular component (GO): cytoplasm
Source: RefSeq, a predicted model, not a curated record
UGACGUCACCACUAACCCCUCCCCUCGGGCCUUGCCUUGGCCUGGAGUGGUUGGAGGGAGACCCCGUGGACCACACUGAGCACUCACACGCAGACUAACUGAGAGAAUCAGCUGUUGCUGGCUACGCCGACAUCGCUGCUAUCUGCUAGCACUCCGUAAGCACUGUGCAGUCAUGACCUGUCUUGCAACGAAGGCCAAGCUGGCCGAGCAGGCUGAGCGAUAUGAUGAUAUGGCUGCUAUAAUGAAGAAGGUUGCAGUGGAAAGUCAAGAAGAGCUGAGUGAUGAUGCCCGUAAUCUGCUGUCAGUGGCCUACAAGAAUGUGGUGGGUGCUCGACGCUCCUCGUGGCGUGUGGUGUCCAGCAUCGAGGAUAAAAACCCAGAAAACGAAAGGAAGGCGCUCAUUGUCGAAGAGUACAAGAAAAAGAUUGAGUGCGAGCUGAAAGAAAUCUGCGAGGACGUGUUGAAUCUCUUGGACAAUCAUCUCAUUAAAAAUGCCUCAAAACCACAAAGCAAAGUCUUUUAUCUGAAAAUGAAAGGAGAUUACUACCGUUACUUGGCUGAGGUGGCUACAAAAGAAGAGAGGGAAGAAAUCAUUACAAACUCAAAGGAGGCCUACGAGAAGGCGUUUGAAAUCAGCAAAACCGAUAUAAAGCCCACCCAUCCAAUCCGCCUUGGUCUUGCGCUCAAUUUCUCUGUUUUCUACUACGAAAUCAUGCAGUCACCUCAAGAUGCCUGCCGUCUGGCCAAACAAGCUUUUGAUGAUGCUAUUGCAGAGCUCGAUACACUGAGUGAAGAUUCGUACAAAGACAGUACCCUCAUCAUGCAGUUAUUGAGAGACAACUUGACACUGUGGAACUCUGAUGCAGAAGAUCAAGAAGAAACCAAAAAUUGAGUCAGAUGGGGCAUAGGUGAUCCCCUGUCUGCCUACUAUCAUCCUGGCUCAUCUGUAUCAUGAUCCUCAACACUGAGACCACCUCACUAUCACUGUCCAACUCUUCCCAUCUUUUUCCUAUUUAGGAGUCUCAACACUCAUCUCUCAUCUGUUUACGAUUCCCUUUUUGUAGUAACUGUGCGAAAAGGGCACUGGAAAUAAGGGUAUAGUGUAAUUUGUUUGGUGGGUGGGUCCACAUCCGGGGCUCAAAUGUAUGGGUUGAUUGCCUGUCUGCUGACCCCUUGUGUGUGGUAACAACAUAGCUAUUGUAUUAUUGAGGUGGUGGGGGAGUAGGCACGUUUUCAACUCAUGAAACAUGCAGGUGAAGUUUUUAGGGUCAAAAGGUUAUAUUGUAUGUAUUCAUAAUAAUAGUAUUUUUGUGGUGGUCAAACUUGUGGGUACACAAAGUCACAUGAUGACUUGCCACAUCUGAGCAGACGGUGUCACUUAAUGUUUCAUUUGUAAGAUAAAUGACAUGAGUUGAGGGCAGUGAAGGAAAUGAUGGGGAUUGGUAGAAAGAAGGCAGGGAUUUGUUGGAAUACAAAGGUUACAUUCCAUUUAUUUUCAGUUGCUUAACUUUAUACUCUUUAUUUUGUUCUGUUUUUGGGUGAACUGCUCUUGUAUUUUUGUUUUCACUUUUGAGGUAUAGAAAAUGUUGAACUAAAGAGCACACAACCUUGUUGCUGUUUUGUAUAAUAUGGCAGUAAGAAAAUCCCACAUGUUUAUCUUGUUUCUACCUUUUCAAAUUUUUCUUUCAGAACUUGCCUAAACUGCAUGUUGAUACGUAGUUUCUCGAGAUGCAAGAAGGGUUUUUGUCUUAGGGAUUACCCUAGAGAAUUUUUAUUGGGAGAAAUGUGUAAUUUCAUGUAGGUGAAAUAAACAAAACAAACUUCUGUUGA